Molecule: messenger RNA, 2434 nt
Organism: Siniperca chuatsi (mandarin fish)
Lineage: Eukaryota; Metazoa; Chordata; Actinopteri; Centrarchiformes; Sinipercidae
Product: coxsackievirus and adenovirus receptor homolog
Exons: 3
Coding region: 437-1051 (204 amino acids)
Source: RefSeq, a predicted model, not a curated record
GAAGAAGAAGAAGAAGAAGAAGAAGAAGAAGAAGAAGAAGAAGAUGAAGAUGAUGAUUGGCUGAGGGCCAGGAAAAGAGCGGUGGGGUCGCACAUGUUCAUUCAGACCGGCAGCGGACCAGAAGAGGACCAGGGGAGGACCAGGAGAGGACCGGUGUCCCACACGGUUUGGUUCUAUAAUAAUGCCGACAGAGACUGACAGAGGGAUCCGAGUAUCGCGCCGGGUGACCGGGGACGAGAAGACGUUUUCUGUGUUUGGCAGGAACCAGCAGAGUCCGGACACUACAAGUGGCCACAUGUGAACUAAGUGAGGAACAUGAAUUUUACACAUUUUCGACAGAAGAAUGAGCAUUAAAGGUGUUACUGCAGACUGUACAGGUGCCACUUGUACAGCAGACACUGAGUUUCUCAGUGGUUGAAUGUCUGACAGCACCUGAAUGCAGCACCAGAAUGCAGCAGGAGACGGUAAACAAGUCUCAGCUGUCAUGGCGCAGCCAGCUGAUCUGCUGUUCUGUUUCUGUUUCCUGAGCUUCUCUCUGGUCUCUGCAUCUCAAGAUCAGCAAGAGAUAACAGCGAGGCCUGGACAGGACGUCCCUCUUCAGUGUCAGGGUCCCAGAGAUGCCUCCGUCAAACUGUUGGAGUGGAACAGACCGGAUCUGAAGUCCGAUGGUUAUGUGUUCUUUUACAGAAACGAGCGCUCCUAUGAAAACUACCUGCUUCCAUCUUUCCGCGGUCGAGUGGAGCUGAGCGAUCCAGAGAUGAAGGGCGGAGACUUUUCUGUUGUCCUGAAGAACGUCACCACCAACGACAGUGGAACAUACGAGUGUCGAGCUAUGAUCGUUACGCUCAACGAGACGACGCCCUCUGAAAUCAGGAACCUCGUCCCCCUAACGGUCACAGACGCAGAUCACACAGCUGCAAACAUCUGGGAUGAAUAUUUCAUGGUUACUGUCUCCGUUAUUGGUGGACUUAUAAUUAUUUUUAUUAUUAGUUUUGUUGUUUUCUGGAAAACAAAAAAAAAGGAAACUAACCAACCAACUUCCUCCUGCUGAAGAAUUAUGAGGUCUGAAACGUCUCAGAUCUUCAGGAACGUCACCACAGACACCAGAUUUAAAAACUCUGCGAAAUACAGAGAGAUCUACCUGGCGGUGACAGGGUUAAUUAGCAUUGUGUGAACUCGUUUGGCAACAAGGGCUUGAAUGUAACGGACGUUCAUUUGUAUGUAAAUGUCCCGCACUCCAGCUUUAACAUGACACUAGCUUAUCAAUCAGUCUUAGGGAGCAGAAUCAGCUGUCAUGAUUGGUUGAUUAUCAUCACUUUUUGUUUGUCUUCAUUCAGAAACAAUGUUCAAAAUGUCUAAAACAGAGUGGAGCAGAGAGCAGAAAUAAAUAAAUGUCUGAAGCCUGAAAAGCUUCAGCUCUGGGCAAAAAAACCCACCUUAUCCUGUGAGUGACAGAUAAAUAAAACUGCAGUGGAAUAAACAAAACUGUAUGUUUGGAAGUAUAAAAGCUGUGAAAUACAUAAAGGAAAAAUCUGAUCCAUUCAUGGAAAUGAAACUUGAAGAAAUGAAAGCGAGCAGGACACACGAUCAUCAGGAGUAAAGGAGUCUUAGAGUUUAAAGAGACAAAUGUAAGUUGUCUCCAUUUACAUGAUCCCGUUACUGUAGAACAUUCUCAAGUUUUUACUUUACAAUCAGUAUUAGUAAUUAUCUGCUAUGUAAAGUUCAUGCUGCUCAUUAAUGAUGAUCUGAAAAUGGAAAGAAGCCCAGAGCUCCGCAGAGAGGAAGCUGAUGAACAGUGCUGAUUAUAGACUGUGCUGUAUCACAUGUGUCGAUCUUUGUUUUUGUGACUCGGGAUUCUUCUGUAUGUGCAGUUUUCAUUUUCAGUUUCUCACUUUUUAUGUUGCAAAGCACUUUAUUUCACCACUAUAAGCUUUAUUAUAUUUAUAAAUGUAUUUAUACUCCCUAACGUGUUUCCUUUAUUUAAUUAAGUCGUUGUUAAUAAUGUAGAGGAGCGAGUUUGUAACCAGUCUUUCGGUAGCACUGAGUCUAAAAGUUGUUCACCAGAAGCUGUUGGUGUUGUUGCUAUACGUCUAAUCUCACCUAAAAAUUAAAAAAGCAGCCAGGCAGGUUUAUAAACCACACACACUCUCGAUGCUUCAUGAAAACACUGUUCAAGUUUAAAUCCUUCAGAUUUUCAUGUAAUCAAACCCCGUUUUUGAUGCUAUUUAUGAUCAGCAUGGGUCUCAGUCUUAGAUGUCUCUGGCUGUGCGGGCAGUAAGCAGUUUUGUGUGACCACCACACUUCAUGGACCCUGACCAUCCACUCAGUCCAGAUGACGGGAUGAGAGCAGCACAGUCUUCCUCGUUCUUCAGGCUCUGUGUACUCGGUAUAUUCUAAUCUGUCCACAUUGUGAAUAAAAUCUGCAUGUGUAGUA